AAGUGUCGCUCCAACGACCACCGUCAGCUCCAACUACCACCGUCAGUCAACAACCCCCUUCUCCACCUUUUCAUAUCUUUUAAUAUGCACUCUUCCGAUCUGCAAUCCACCUGUGCUCCGACUACAGAAGCAUGGCUCAAGACUGCAGCAAUUCGGAUGAGGUAGUUCUUGGAGCGGAGGUAGGGAUUGUGAGGGUGAUCACCUUGAACCGUCCACGGCAGCUCAAUGUCAUCUCUCCUGGAGUAGUUAUUCUCCUGGCCCAGUUCCUUGAGAAAUGGGAGAAGGAUGAUGAUGCCAAGCUAGUUAUUUUCAAGGGGGAGGGUCGUGCCUUCUCUGCCGGUGGGGAUUUGAAGGUGUUCUACCAAGGGAGAAAAGAUGAUUCUUGCCUUGAGGUCGUUUACAGAAUGUACUGGCUGUGUUAUCACCUUCAUACGUAUAAAAAGCCCACGGUUGCCCUCACUAAUGGAAUAGUCAUGGGUGGAGGUUCUGCUUUGGUUGUCCCUGCAAAAUUUUCUAUAGUAACAGAGAAAACUAUUUUUGGAAUGCCCGAGGCAAGUAUCGGACUACACCCUGAUUGCAGCUUCUCUUAUAUCCUUCCACGCCUUCCAGGAUACUUUGGGGAGUUCUUAGCAUUAACUGGUUCAAGGUUGAAUGGGAAGGAGAUGGUUGCUGCAGAACUUGCAACGCAUUUUGUUCCAUCUGAGAAAUUGCGAGAACUUGAGAGUGCUUUGUUGGAUUUGAGCAUGAAUGAUGAGAAUUCUAUUAGAUCAGUAAUUGAAAAGUUCUCAUUGGAUGUCCAACCUGAUGAAGAAAGCAUCUUAAAUAGGCUGCCAACAAUUGACAAAUGCUUUUGUGGGGAGUCUGUGGAGGAGAUCAUCAAAUUAUUUGAAGAUGAAGCAAACAUGGCAGGAAAUGAAUGGAUCUUUCCUAUACUAAAAGGAUUGAAGAGAAGCUCUCCAACUGGAUUGAAGAUUACACUGAGAUCCAUUCGAGAAGGAAGAAAACAAACAUUAGCUGAAUGUCUGAAGAAGGAAUUCAGGCUUACCAUGAAUCUGCUCAGAUCAGUCAUUUCUACUGACAUAUAUGAGGGCAUCCGAGCUCUUAACAUUGAUAAGGACAAUUCCCCCAAGUGGGAACCAUCGAACCUACAAGGAGUGAGCACUGACAAGGUAGACCUUUGUUUUAAACCAUUUCAAGAUGAACUAGAAUUGCAGAUACCCGGUGAUGAAGCAAGCAGAUGGAGCGGCAAGUAUGAGACUACAGUCUAUCCGAGCCUGAAAGGGAAGCCAGAUUACCUAGUUAGCUAUGUUGAUAAUUCCUCUGGAACCCGGAAUUAAGUUGCAAAAAUUCUGAAUAAAAUCUAUGCCAUCAAGAGAACGUUACUGGGAAUAAACACGGUCGAUACUUGCAGCCGAGUUAGUAGCAGCGUCACUUCAAUUGUUGAUCAUUUGAAGAUGUAUAUGCCAUGGAGUGGACAUUGAUAACUUACAGCUACUGGCCUUUAGCCUCAUGGCAAUAAAAAUAGAUGCUAAAUUAUUCUAUAUCGAAUGUUCUGUUAUGUUGAGAGUAAAGAUCAAGCAAGCUUCUACGUUGUAGAAAAUUUCCUUGAACUUGUUACAAUAUUUAUGCUGGAACUAUUUACUUAUCGCA
Messenger RNA from Zingiber officinale, 1650 nucleotides. RefSeq names its product 3-hydroxyisobutyryl-CoA hydrolase-like protein 5. Gene Ontology annotation, biological process: L-valine catabolic process. The coding region runs from base 132 to 1337 and encodes 401 amino acids. The transcript is spliced from 15 exons. The record is from RefSeq and is a predicted model, not a curated record. Gene Ontology annotation, molecular function: 3-hydroxyisobutyryl-CoA hydrolase activity. Lineage: Eukaryota; Viridiplantae; Streptophyta; Magnoliopsida; Zingiberales; Zingiberaceae.